AUGACGCCUCUCUUUCUGCUGAUUGAAAAGUACAGCCUGCCCAAUGAGUACAACCUCUCGAUAGUGGAGAAGGUGGACCUGCUGAAACGCUUUCUCAAGGAAGCCAUUCGCCGGGAGUUCAAGAUCAAGGAGGGCGCGGAGAAUCUGCGCCGCGCCUCCAAUGACGGCAAGUCGCUCUCCAAGGUGGACAAGUUUGUGAAGGAGACGAAUAGCAAGCUGCAGGACCUGCAGGAUGAUCUCAAUGAGCUGGAGCGAUUUGUCGUGGAGACGAACCAUCAUCACCACCACCAUCACACCUCCCAUCACCACCAACAGCAGCAGCAACAACAGCAGCAAUAUUAUCAACAACACGAGCAGACGCCGCCCAUUGACAUUAUCGACAUGCCUUCAGUUUCAGGCGGCGGUGACCAGAGCAGUCAGACCUCUUCUGACCGCGAGGACCAGCUGCUGUCUGACUUUGCGAGCAUGGACAAUGGCACCUCUGUCAGCCACUCUCUGCCUGCCAGUCUUCUUCAGUCGUCAGCAAAUGGCGGUCAGCAACAACCGGUGGUGCUGAGCGAGGGCCAGCAACGGCUGGCGGAGUUGGCGGAGAGCCUGGCCGUGCUAGAGAAGCGCAUGAACAUCGAGAACAAGGUGAAGCAAGGCCUGGAGAAUAUGAUCCACUCUUAUGGGACGAAGCCGGACAAGGCCUCGAAGAAGCUGCUGGAGCAGGUGCAGGCGAUGUUCGAGGAGAGCAAGGCGAAAAUUGAGUACAUUCGCAUGCAGAUUGUCCGCGCCCGCCACCAGAUUGACAGCCACCAGGCGGCGAUGAUGAACGGAAGCGCUGGAAACGGCGGCGGUGGUGAUACAGGAGGCAGUAACGAAGCUGAUGCCUCUCUGGGAGGGACCCUUUCCGGACCGGUUAAGCGGCCCAUUGAGGUGGAGCCCUCGCUGGACGCCCGCAUCGAGGAGCUGCGGUAUCGCCUGCGCGUCGAAUGUGCCGUCGUGGACGGCGCCAAGAACGCCAUUCGCAUGCUGGAGAAGCUGAACACGAAGAGCACUGACAAGCACUCGCUGGAGGCAAAGUCGAAUCUGGACGAGUCGAGCAAGAAGCUGGACCUCCUGCGACGGUCGCUGGAGCUCUGUCGAGCGCAGCUGCCCGCCUCGGAGGCGGAGAAGGCCGCCGAGCUGAAGGCGGAGCUGGAGUCGAGCAGCAGCCAGAGCUCGGCGGCAGUCAGCUCGCAGCAGUCCAUCUACUCGCCCACCAUCAAGUCCACCAACAGCGGCGACACCUACAACAAUGGCAGUGCUGGAGGAAGUGGAAGUGGAGGUGGCAAUGGCGGUGGCAGCAACAGUAGCAGCGGAAGUGGCUCUCGUCGUGAGUCGACCACGACCACCCCGGCUGCAAACACCUCCGCCAAUUCAUCUGCGGCCUACUUUCUCCCGAAACCUGCUGCCGUCACUGGAACGCUUGAAGUCCGCCUCGUUGGCUGUCAGGCUUUAUUGAAAGACGUCCCCGGUCGCUCUGCUUCCGCCCAAAACGAAGGAAGCGGAAGUGGCGGGAGUGGCAGCAGCGGCCUCUCCUCCUUUGUCAAGGGCAAAGGCCUGGGACGGACGUACUCUCGCUCCUACUCGGUCAAAACUGAACCAGAGCCCAGUAACGAGGUGAUGGCCAUCCUCAAGCUGGACAAUGUGACGGUGGGGCAGACGAACUGGAAGACGGCCAGUCAGAAGGCCUGGGACCAGCGCUUCAGCUUUGAGCUGGACCGCUGCAAGGAGCUGGAGAUUCAGAUCUUCUGGCACGACUGGCGGUCGAUGUGCGCCCUGAAGUACCUCCGCCUGGAGGAGUUUAUCGACGACACGCGCAAGGGCAUCCCGAUUCACCUGGAGCCGCAGGGCAUCCUCUUUGCGGAGUUCAAGUUCAUCAACCCCUCCAUUGUGUCGAUUGGCCGGUCGAAGCUGAAGCGGCAGAAGCUGUUUCGCGAGCAGAAGGGCAAGGGCAACUUUAUCCGCCCGGCGCAGCUGAACAUGAACGUCGCCGCCUGGGGCCGGCUGCUGAAGCGGGUGCUGCCCAAUGCGCAGGCGGCUCAGGCGCAGGCGGCUCAGGGCUCUUCUUCCAGCGGUACCGGUACCGCUCGACCAGUCAUUUCGUCGCCCUUUUUGCCCGGCACCUCACCAGCCCCUGCUUCAACGUUGCAAGGGGGAACGCCUGUUUUGAAUGAAAAAGGCUCUGAUAUUGAGAUUUUAGAGGCUUUGGAUGAAGACGCUGCAGUUGAGGGGUGCACCGUUGUGGAGGAGGUGGAAGAGCAGCAGCAGCAGCAGCCCAUCGUCAAGGAGCCCUCGCCGGAGAUUUACUACACCAGAGAGGGAAGCAGCAGCGGUGGUCACGCCUACCGCACUUCUCAGCAGCAGCAGCACCCGUACUCCUACGCCUCCCAUCCGUCGGUGACGACGACGCAGCUGAGCGACAACAGCACCAUAUCAAUCGACGAGACGGCCAGCGCCCUCGACCUCUCCGCCCUGAAGAUUAGUCCCUUCAGCAGUGCCCAGCCCAUUGUGGAGCUGGUCGACGAUGAGCAGCAAUCUACCAGCAGCAAAUCCAAGAGCAAACGACCAGAGCCACCCCUGCCACCGGUGCGCAUCUCUUCGGCGAAGAGCACCACCAGCUCCACCAGCUCCAACAAGUCCUCUUCGGGACAGAAGUCCUCAGUUCCGCCCAGUUUGCCGACGACCAGUCCAAAGGCGAGACAGCUGCCGCUGACUCAGGUGCAACCUCAAGUGGCGCCUCCUGCGCCGCCAAAGCGAAAGCAAGGCAUCAACAUCAACGACUUUGAGCUUAUUGCCGUUCUGGGACGGGGCCAUUUCGGAAAGGUCCUCCUCGGCAAGUACAAGAAGACAAAAGACUACUUUGCCAUCAAGGCGCUCAAAAAGGGCGACAUUAUCGCUCGGGACGAGGUGGAGAGCCUGCUGUCGGAGAAGCGCAUCUUCGAGACGGCCACCAAGGUGCGCCACCCCUUCCUGGUCAACCUUUUUGCCUGCUUUCAGACGUCGCAGCACGUCUGCUUUGUGAUGGAGUACGCCUGCGGCGGCGACCUGAUGAUGCACAUCCACAAUGAGGUUUUCAGUGAGCCACGGACCAUCUUCUACGCCUCCUGUGUGCUGCUCGGCCUGGAGUACCUGCACAAGAACAAAAUUGUCUACCGCGAUCUCAAGCUGGACAACCUUCUCCUGGACCGAGAGGGCUACGUUCGCAUCGCCGACUUUGGCCUGUGCAAGGAGGGCAUCGGUUACGGUGACCGGACAGGCACUUUCUGCGGCACGCCCGAGUUUUUGGCGCCCGAAGUGUUGACGGAGAACUCCUACACACGGGCCGUUGACUGGUGGGGUUUUGGGGUGCUCAUCUUUGAGAUGCUCGUCGGAGAGUCUCCCUUUCCCGGUGACGACGAGGAGGAGGUCUUUGACAGUAUUGUCAAUGAUGAGGUGAGGUUUCCGCGAUUUCUCUCUCUGGAGGCGGUGUCGAUGAUGCGAAGACUUUUGAAAAAGAACCCCGAAAAGCGACUAGGCUCAACUGAUCGUGAUGCAGAAGAUGUGAAGCGAGUGCCGUUCUUUAGGACAAUGAACUUUGAGAACUUACUCAAGAAGAAGAUUCGGCCGCCCUUUGUUCCUACUGUGAAAAACCUCGAAGAUGUGACCAACUUUGAUGAGGAGUUCACCUCUGAGCGGCCGGUGCUGACGCCGCCGAAGGAGGCCCGCCCUGUCUCCACUACCGACCAGAAUAUGUUUCGUGAUUUUGACUUUUUCUCCGAACUGUGGGCAGCUAAAAUUGUGACCGAUUUAUGA
Molecule: messenger RNA, 3819 nt
Organism: Rhagoletis zephyria (snowberry fruit fly)
Lineage: Eukaryota; Metazoa; Arthropoda; Insecta; Diptera; Tephritidae
Source: RefSeq, a predicted model, not a curated record